Messenger RNA from Physella acuta, 2316 nucleotides. Its product is annotated as sorcin. Lineage: Eukaryota; Metazoa; Mollusca; Gastropoda; Physidae. The record is from RefSeq and is a predicted model, not a curated record. Gene Ontology annotation, molecular function: calcium ion binding.
CACGUCUAUGCUAUAAAUAGGAUUCUUAACUAGAAAGUAUUGACGUAGGUAACAGGUAAAUCUUAGUCAUGUCUUCGUUACUGAAGUUUGGAGCGAAAGUUUUAGAAUCUUCAUUUUUAGACGAAGGAAAAAGGAAUCACAAAAAAGAUAAAUCAUAUAAAGCUCACAAGAAAAUGGAGUACUAUGGCGAUUAUCAGCAAUAUGGUGGUGGGCAGCAUAUUGCAGGAGGACAUAGCUAUGCUGGAGGGCAGCAUUAUGGUGGAGGACACUCAUAUUCAGGUAUGCCACAACAACCCAUGUACCAAGGACCACCACCAUCACAACAACCAUAUCAAAUGUACCAGCAGCCGAGUCAACAUUAUGGUAGUUACGGAAGCUACUACACUAACAAUGUCUUCAAAGUUAAUGCAUGGGAGGCCUAUCAAUUUCGUCAACCAAGUGACCUUGAGAUGGUGUUUGCUCAAGAAAUGCAGAAAAAUCCAGAAAAUGCGAUAAGGAAUGCUAUUCAAGCAGAAGACUUAAUGAAUGUUUUGAACAACACUCCAAGUAUCAGGAAUUUUUUCAGAAUAAACUGGAGCAGAGAGAUGUGUAGUAUAAUGAUUGCAAUGCUGGAUCGAUCCCAAGAUGGCUUUAUGCAAUGGAAUGAAUUUUUGGAACUGCAGCAGUGUCUUGUUGCCUGGUUUAAAGUUUUUUGCCAAUAUGAUUUUGAUCGGUCUGGUUUCAUUGAUGCUUCGGAACUUACUCGAGUAAUAAGACAGUUAUUUGGGUACCAAAUUCAACCUCACACUCUUGAAACUAUAUUAAAACGUUAUUCUCGAGUUGUCCCCCCUAAUGGUCGCUGCAUCAUUGCCUUUGAUGACUUUGUUGCUGUGUCAGUUAGGUUAAGAGCUUAUACAGAUGCAUUUAGGAAGAGGGACAGCCUUGCACAUGGUGGCAAUGAAACAGGCAACUGCACACUUGGAUAUGACGAUUUUCUAAGAUGUGUGCUGUGUCUUUAAACUAUGAUGGAAACAGCAAAAAGUUUGUCCCACAAGAGCUAAAGCCAUCCUAAAUGACAAGCGCCACUAUAAGGAUAACUGAGAAAUGUUAGUUGUUUUCUACAAUUCUUUGUCUCUCGUUUCAUCAAAUCCUGUUUUUAUUAAAGAAAUUUAAGAUGAGUAAGUGAUACAGUUUUUAAUAAACUAGUAGUAUGUUUAAAUAGUUUUUUUUAACUAUAAAUAACAAUUGUUAUUUCCAAAUGUCAUUUCAUUCUGAAUGAAAUAAAAGAGAAAACAUUUGAACUAAUUAAGUAAAUUGUCAACUGAUAUUCAUCAGUGUAUAAUGUUUUUGUUAAAAUGUUAGUUAUUUUUAUUCAGUUUCUAAGUAAUUUAAUAUCAGGCUAUUUUAUUUUUACAGUUUUUCAACUAUUUUUAUAUACGUUUACCUUUUAAAUGAUACUAAUUGAGCAAACUGUAGACAGCAUUUUAUGCACAUCAUUAAGUUAAAUAUAGCUAUAAUUACAACAAGUUAUGAAAUUUCUCAACUGUUUCAAAAUAAAUUUUAUAAAUUGAAAAUAAUUGUAUUUGGAUGUUUAUAUAAUGGCUAAAAAUAACAAAUAAAAAAAAAUUUAUUGCAACAUUUCCAUUCCAAUGUUUUAGAAUUAGUGCAAUGAGAAUAAUUUUCAAUAAAAAAGAUGCUUUAUUUUAUAUUAAAUUACUAGGCAACCUAGUUUUAUAAUAAAUGAGCCUUUUUUCACCAUUAUUGUACAAGAGAGUCAUAAAGUAGGCUAUGCAAUAAUACUUGUGUUUUUAUUAUCCUAUUCAAAGUCUGUGAUUAAAAUUUUACUUGGCUAUUCUAUUACAAUUUUUACUGUAAAUAAUUUACGUUUUGAUGGUGAUUUUAUUUUCAAAUAAUAAACUUUUAUACUAAUAUACAAAACCUUGUGAGUUUUGGUAAUUGUUGUAUAUAAAUGUACUGCACUCUUAAUUUUUUACAAAUGUAUGAAAACAUAUAUAUAAAUUUAUAAAAUAUUUAAAGUUUUGUUUAACCAAUUUUAUUAUUUUUAAAAAUUGGGCAUAUUUCACUUUGAUAUUUUGUAAACCAAAUUUCAUGAACACAUUGUUUACAUAUUUCAUUUUUUUCAUACUGUUUUGUCUCUUCACAUUUACUCAAUCCAUUACUUUCAACUGUGAGGGAUUACAAAUAUUUAGUUUUAGUCCUAUCCUGUUGACUGUUUUGAUUUUUAAAAAAGUAUGUACAUAUUUAUGUCUGUAUGGAAUGAUAGCAAAUUUGUUUUUGUUUUUAUUGAAUUAAGAUAAAUAAAAGUUGCAAAAUUAA